AUGGUGAGUCUCCAUGGAUCGGCGGUCGUCCGGGCAGGCAGGUACGUCCUGGCCUUGGUCAUGCCGGCUUGCUUCGUGAUAUGGAUGGUCUUCUUCUUCUUCCCGUUUCCGUCGCCUGAGGUCGACGUCGUUCGGGAGAGUUUCCAGGCCAACAUUAAUUCGUCCGCGGGGCAACAACGGACCGUUGACGCGCCGCCGCCGCCGGCACGCCAAGAAAGGGCAGAGACACCGUCGCCACCUCCUCCGGCACGUCAAGAAAGAAUAAGUCAGGCGAGGAAGCCGGCGAGGAAGACCGAGGUCGACAGGUGCGCCGGACGGUACAUCUACAUCCACGAUCUGCCUCCCCGGUUCAACUCUCACCUGAUCCGUGACUGCCGGACCCUGUCCGAGUGGACCGACAUGUGCAAGCACAUGGCCAACGCCGGCAUGGGCCCGCAGCUGACGCGCACCGGAGGCGUGCUCCCGGCAGCCGGCUGGUACGACACCAACCAGUUCGCCCUGGAGGUGAUCUUCCACAACCGGAUGAGGAACCAGUACGACUGCCUGACCACGGACGCCUCCCGCGCCGCGGCCUUCUACGUGCCCUACUACGCCGGGCUCGACGUCGGCCGGCACCUGUGGGGCGUCCAGUUCAACAACACCGUCCGCGACGCGCUCGCGGACGACCUCGUCCGCUGGCUCCGGGCGUCCCCAGCCUGGGCGGCGCACGGCGGGAAGGACCAUUUCCUCGUGGCCGGCCGCAUCACGUGGGACUUCCGGCGCGAGGACCAGGACGGGCCGGGCGAGUGGGGCAGCCGGCUGCUCGUCCUCCCGGAGGCCAGGAACAUGACGAUGCUUGUGAUCGAGUCCAGCCCGUGGCACGGCAACGACGUCGGCGUGCCUUACCCGACCUACUUCCACCCGUCCCGUGCCGCGGAGGUGGCCUCGUGGCAGAAAGCCGUGCGGCGCGCGCGCCGGCCGUGGCUCUUGGCGUUCGCGGGCGGGGCGCGCGCCAGCAGCGGCAACAUCACCAACGUCCGCGACGUGAUCAUGGACCAGUGCGCGCGGUCGCGGCGGUGCGGGCUCCUGCGGUGCGACGGGGCCGGCCGGCGCAACGAUUGCUACGCUCCGGGCAACGUCAUGCGGCUGUUCAAGAAGGCCGCCUUUUGCCUGCAGCCGCAGGGGGACUCGUACACGCGCCGGUCGGCGUUCGACGCCAUGCUGGCCGGCUGCGUUCCCGUCUUCUUCCACCCGGGCUCCGCCUACGUGCAGUACCGGUGGCACCUGCCGGCAGACCAGCGUGCGUACUCGGUGUUCAUUCCGGAGGACGGGCUGCGCAACGGGACGAUCAGGAUCGAGGACGUGCUACGGCGGUUCCGCGCCAAGGAGGUGGCCGCCAUGAGGGAGCAGGUGGUCAGGACGAUACCCAGCAUCGUGUACAGGGACCCGAGGGCCACAGCGGUGACGGGAGGGUUCAGGGACGCCGUGGACGUUGCAAUCGACGGCGUCAUCGAGAGGGUGAGGAGGAUCAAACGAGGGCUGCCUCCCUCGGAUGAGGAGCAUGAGUGGGAUGCCUACUUUUGA
Molecule: messenger RNA, 1563 nt
Organism: Brachypodium distachyon (stiff brome)
Lineage: Eukaryota; Viridiplantae; Streptophyta; Magnoliopsida; Poales; Poaceae
Product: xyloglucan galactosyltransferase KATAMARI1 homolog
Exons: 1
Coding region: 1-1563 (520 amino acids)
Molecular function (GO): glycosyltransferase activity
Source: RefSeq, a predicted model, not a curated record